Ornithorhynchus anatinus (platypus) is the source of this 1835-nucleotide messenger RNA. It is a transcript of the gene FAM181A, whose product is annotated as family with sequence similarity 181 member A. The coding region runs from base 472 to 1320 and encodes 282 amino acids. NCBI's taxonomy places the organism in Eukaryota, Metazoa, Chordata, Mammalia, Monotremata, Ornithorhynchidae. The transcript is spliced from 2 exons. The record is from RefSeq and is a predicted model, not a curated record.
CAGCUGAGUCAAAAUGCUCAUUCCUGGGAAGGAUUAUUGCAUCACAACUGUGUUGGAGGACAGCCAGCAAUGCCCUACGGAUCCCAGCAUGGCUGCUUUUUGCAAUGGAUCAGGGUGAACCAGCCAACAAGGAAACAGCAAAAAUUUUCCAACAAUCACUACAUGCAGACCUGGGAGGAAAGAGCAGUUGAACAUAGAAGACACUACAUCUGAUUGAUGCAAGCUGCGAUAGUGGAGUUUGCUGGCAAGAAUUCAAAGUGACAGGCGACUCUGCAAACUGAGAGGUUGACGAUCCGUCGUCUCGGCGUCUUGGGUGGCGACGCGGCCUUUACUUGAUUGAUUGGAUCGUGUUCUGAAAGGCAUAUCGUGCGCCCGUUCGACCAUCCUAGGUCCGCUCCUUGAGGUCCCCGAAGCCGCGGGACGGGAAUUAGAAGCUCUUCAUGGAAAUCUCCGUGCGGCUCUCCCAAUGAGAUGGCAUCAGACAGCGAGGUGAAGAUGCUACUGAAUUUUGUCAACCUGGCCUCAAGCGACAUCAAAGCGGCACUGGACAAAUCCGCCCCUUGCCGCCGCUCGGUGGAUCACAGGAAAUACCUGCAGAAACAGCUCAAGCGUUUCUCUCAGAAAUACUCCCGGAACCCGAGAUGCCACCCUGGCAAGACGGCGGAGCCCCACCCCAAAAAGGCGGCGGAGGAGGGGCGGCCCCGCGGCGCCCCCGCGGACGGUGUGGACCACCGGAGAGGCUGCGGCGAGAAGGCAUCUGGAAAAUCGGAAACGCCGGAGCAAUCCACCCAGGCCCGGGCGCUGAGGGACCAGAGCCCUGGGGCUGCCCGGCCGGACCACGUUCCCAUGCGCAAAAGACAGCUUCCCGCUUCCUUCUGGGAAGAGCCUCGCCCAGCUCAGAGUUUCCCGGCGGGGCCGGAUGGGCUUCUGGCUCCCGGGGAAGGGAAGAAGAGUAAAAAGGACCUUGAAGGUGCAGGGCCAGAGAGCGCGUCUGUGGCCGGGGCCCCGAGGGGAGAGAAAGAGUCCUCUAAAAUCCCAGGGGCGCCCCUCUCCAGUCGGGCCAAUACCUGGAGUUGCUGUCCAUUUCAGUACCAUGGACAACCCGUCUUCCAAGGUCCAGGAGCCCUGCCUCAGUCUCCUGCCCCUGCCCCGGGCCUGGGGCCGUGGAGGAAGAGUUCAGCUGCCCCAGGGGACCUCAUGCCCUUCUGCAAGGAGUCGUCCGGUGCCACCCAGAAAGUUUACAGACCGGUGGUUUUGAAACCCAUCCCAACCAAGCCCGCGGUUCCACCUCCGAUUUUUAACGUGUUUGGAUAUAUAUAGCCUGGAACCGGUGGCUCUGGGAAAAGAACGAUUAUCCCACCAGCCGCCGCAGCCCACGGGACCUGGGAACCCACCCCGGCCACCCCGGGCCCUCCCCGCACUUUCCUUUGGAGGGACGGUCGGUCGCGAGGUGGGGGAGUUCUGUCUGGAGAGGUGCGGGGGCGCCGGAGUAGGGGAGUGUGGUGGUUUUGGUACACUCGUUCUUUUUCCUCAAAAACGCAGUCAUCGACACGGGUGGUCUUGGUGUGGAGGAGGCCCUAGGCCAUUUGUGAUUUAGCACUUGAACCCGUGGGACAUCCUCGCUUCCCCCCCGCCGGCAGACGGAACUUCUCGAACCGGUGGAGUGGCGGACGGCUCCGUCUGAAUCGAUAGCACGUUCUAGGGCAGCGGUUGUUGAGUUUGGUGGCUUCCUUUGGCUUGAAAGCGGCUCAGGGGGUGAUAUUUAAUUCAGAACAUUUUCCAUUGGCAAACAGAUGUGUAAACUGAAGGUGGAAAGAAUAAAGAAAUUAAUUUUU